AUGUCUCCAGAUUCAACACAAGCACUUUUACGUUUAAAUUCCUAUAGGUUUUCCUACUAUUUAAGUCAUGAACGAUCACAAUUUUUUAAUGAUUUGCUUCAACAAAUAAAAAAAAGUAUUUCUUUGAUGAAUGAUCAAUUGCAAGUAACCUAUAAUACUCAAUCAGAUCCCUCAGAUUUCUCUAAGCUUUUAGUAGAAUUUUCAAUUCAUAAGGCAUCUGAUCCUUUAAAUGAUCCAAGUACAAACGAUAUUAUCAAUGAUCUAGAUACUAUUAUAAAGAACAAAUAUAUUAGCUCUCUUUCUGAUAAACCAUUUAUGAUGUUUCUUGACAAUCAAUAUGGAUUUCAAGCCAAAC
Messenger RNA from Racocetra fulgida, 355 nucleotides. The record is from the annotation of a GenBank genome assembly. Lineage: Eukaryota; Fungi; Glomeromycota; Glomeromycetes; Diversisporales; Gigasporaceae.